Physella acuta is the source of this 2913-nucleotide messenger RNA. Its product is annotated as RNA-binding protein 25. Gene Ontology annotation, biological process: regulation of alternative mRNA splicing, via spliceosome. Gene Ontology annotation, molecular function: mRNA binding. The record is from RefSeq and is a predicted model, not a curated record. NCBI's taxonomy places the organism in Eukaryota, Metazoa, Mollusca, Gastropoda, Physidae. Gene Ontology annotation, cellular component: spliceosomal complex.
AUAAUACAAAUUUAAAAUGACGUCAUUUACCAUCCUGUACAACAAAAUCCGGCCAUCAAAUAUUGCUUGGUAGCGGCCAUCUUGAAUAUUCUGUUGGCAAGUUAUUGAGUUGAGCGGCUGAACAUUUUAAAACAUUUACAGAUCAUGUCAUUUCCAGGUAGAACACCGAUGGGAAUGCCAGGAAUGGGGCCUCGUAUGAUGCCACAAAGCUUUGCUUUUACCCCCAUGACCAUGCCUGGAAUGAUGCCUAUGCAAAUGGGCAUGAUGACUCCAAUGAUGCGACCAAUGAAUAUGAUGACUACUCAGAUUCCACAAAUGCAAAUGCAGCCACAAAUUAAGCAAAACAAGCUUGUGCCCCAAGAAAUUCCAAAGUCUGAAUCAAAAGAAGAAAAGCCUCCUGUGACCACAGUUUUUGUGGGAAAUAUUAGUGAAAGAGCACCAGAUAUGAUGAUUAAACAGAUGCUUCAAAGGUGCGGCAAUGUUCUUAGCUGGAAGAGAGUACAAGGUGCUUCUGGCAAAUUGCAAGCUUUUGGCUUUUGUGAAUACGAAGAACCUGAAGCAACUUUACGGUGUAUUCGGUUACUCAAUGAAUGGCAAAUAGCAGAUAAGAAGCUAAUGGUCAAAGUUGACACUAAAACAAAAACUCUUCUAGAUGAAUAUCGUAAAAAGAAAAAAGGAGCUGAAAGUGCCAAUAAAAAAGAGUCUACAGAAAAUGGAGACUCCAAAGAAGAGAAGGAAGAAGCAGAAGUGAAAAAGGAAAAAGAAGAGGAAACUAAGGAAGAAUCCUCUGAGGAACUAGAUGAAGAUAGUAAACGUGAAGAUAGAGUGGCAUCUGCUGGUCUUGAAGCUAUUAUGAGGGAGUAUGCAUUUGAGUUAGCGAAGGAACCCAUUAAACUUUCUGAACCAGCACAAGAAAAAGAGAAGGUGUUGCCUAAAAAAGAUAAAGAUCUUCUUCUGCAUGCUAAAGACACUGGUUUUGAUGAUAUGGAGAUGGAAGAUGAAAAAAGAGAGAUCAUCAACAGAGAAAUUAAUAAAUUUCGAGAUCGUCACAAGGAUGAUGAUGAAGAUAAAGAGAAAGAAAGCAAAGACAGAGAACGUAAUUUACUUAGAGAAAGAGAGCAAAGGCGCAUGGAAGAGAAGAGACAGAGGGAACGGAUGGAAAGGCUCAGAGAACAAAGAGACAGGGACAUAACCAGAGACAGGGAUAGAGACAGAGCCAGCACAAGAAUUUCACGCUCCAGGUCACGAUCUGUAUCCCCAGCACCAAGAUCCAGAAAGCGAUCAAGGUCCAGAGAAAUGACCAGCAGGGAUAGAUCAAGGGAAAGACGUAAAGAAAAAGAAAUAGAAGAGGAAGAAGAGGCAUACGAAAGAAGGAAAUUGGAGAAAAAAUUGCGUGAAAAAGAAGCAGCCUAUCAAGAGAGACUGAAAAAUUGGGAAAGCAGAGAACGAAAAAAAUCCAGAGAAUAUGAAAAAGAAAAUGAACGUGAGGAGGAAAGAAAAUCAGAAGAGGCUAGAGAAGCAAGGAGGUUAAAGGAGUUUUUAGAGGACUAUGAUGAUCUUCGUGAUGAUCCAAAGUUCUACAAGGGCAGUGGGCUGAUGAGACGAUUAAAAGAGCGUGAGAAAGAAAAAGAAUUGGAUAAUAGAGAUAGACAGCGAGAAAAGGAGGAGUUUGAGGAAAUCAAAAGGAAGCUUUUUGAUGAAGGCCACCCUGAUGCUGAAACUGAAGUUGCCAGGAUGGAGAGAGAAAGAGAAGAACAUCUGCUGCCCCGACUACACUUACAGGAAAUCAAACAACAGCAGCAGCAGCCACCACCCCCACCUCCUGUUGUUGCUGAAUCAGACUCUGAGCCAGAACCUAUACCGGAACCUCCUAAACCUAUAGCUGAUUCUCCUAAGCAGCGAAACCAUCAUCAAGCAAUCUCCAAUCCCCCACAACAUGUUGUUGCUGAACCAAAGCGCUCUCCGUCCUUAUCAACAUCACCAAUAUCCACAGAUUCCAGAAUUAGUGCACCAGGUUUGUUUAUGGAUGAAUCUUCGCAGUCAUCUUUACCCGGUGCAUUGGUUUCUACUGCUCGCUCACGUGAUGAAAUUGGCAAUGUAGCUGCUAGGAUCAAAUUAGGACCAAGUGUAAGUCCAGAUUCCUCCAGCUUACCUGGCACCUCUAUACAGUUAGAUGGCAAGCGCAAAAAGUUUACCAUUGGGGACGUAUUUAAUCAAGAUGAUGAUGACAAUAUGGAACCCAAAAAGAGAAAGUUAAUACCUUUGGAUUAUGACGACGACAAAUCUGCUGGCGGAGAUAAGAAGGCUACAGCGGAGGAAAAGCGACAGAAAAUCAAAGAGUUGAUCGAAAGCAUUCCUACUGCAAAGGAAGAAUUGUAUGCCUACACUGUUGAUUGGGAUAUUGUUGAUCAGAAUUUAAUGGAUAAAAGAAUCAAACCUUGGGUGAACAAAAAAAUUAUUGAAUACAUUGGAGAGGAGGAACCAACAUUGACAGAGUUUAUAUGCCAUAAAGUUGUUGCCAGGAGCACACCUCAGAGUAUACAAAAUGAUGUUGCUAUGAUUCUUGAUGAAGAAGCAGAAGUAUUUGUUGUUAAGAUGUGGAGAUUGUUGGUCUAUGAAACUGAAGCCAAAAAGCUGGGACUUGUCAAAUAGAAAUCUUUUACAUGAGAGAUUGUUUUCUUUUAAUUAUAAACAACUUAUUUUAUUAAAAAAUCCUAUGUUAGCUGCAUGAAAAUAUGCAGGGUAUGAUUGGGAAGAAUGUUUAAAGAUGUGUAUGUAAGACUACUAUGGUGUGUAAUAUUCAUGUUUUUAUGUUUAAUUGAAAUGUUCAAUGUACAUACAGAUAUAUUCCCCUUCCUAUGUUGAUUAAUACCAUCAUGCAAUGUUUAGUCAAUAAACCUGGAAGAGCUCUUA